Messenger RNA from Coregonus clupeaformis (lake whitefish), 1652 nucleotides. RefSeq lists its product as uncharacterized. The record is from RefSeq and is a predicted model, not a curated record. Gene Ontology annotation, biological process: transmembrane transport. The coding region runs from base 135 to 1550 and encodes 471 amino acids. Lineage: Eukaryota; Metazoa; Chordata; Actinopteri; Salmoniformes; Salmonidae. Gene Ontology annotation, cellular component: membrane. The transcript is spliced from 8 exons. Gene Ontology annotation, molecular function: transmembrane transporter activity.
CCCAUGUGGGGAGAAAUGUACGAAAAAUGGCGUGGCGCAGCUUCAAGAAAACAGUCGCUUUCAAACUAGGGAUUUGUGGCUAAUUGAGUCGUGUUUGCACUUGUCUGCUGUCGCAAAAGCGACUCAACAACGAUAUGUCAACAUGGGGACAACGGAUCCGAACAUUCGUUACCGUGGAGCCGGUAAUUUUUUUCUACAUGACCAGCACGUUUAUCGUGACACCCGCUUAUCAACAGCUGGUCAUCGCAAAGGUGUGCUAUGAGCUGUUUCAAGACUCUUACAUCUGCAGCAGCCCAGCGCACCACAAGGAUGAGGAGGAGCUGAUCGAGGGUCGUUCCUCCUACAUCCUCCUGCUCUACACAUGUGUGACCAGCCUACUGUCCAUCCCUACAGCCAUGCUGCUAGGCUCCUGGUCCGACCGCUCCAGCCGCAAGGCCGUCAUGCUGCUGCCUUGCCUUAUGUCUCUGGUCAGUGGUGGUGUGUUCAUAGCCAUGUCUCUGCUGGAGGACAUGAGUGUGUACUGGUCGCUAGCUUCCGCAGGGGUAACAGGCCUCUCUGGAGGAUACGUCUCAGUGUUCCUUAGCUCGUUUAGUUACUUAGCAGAUGUCACAGCCGGGUUGGGGAGUAACCGUACUCUGCGUAUGGCGGCGGCAGAGUCGAUGAUCUUCGUAGGAGGGACGGUGGGGUUCUUGUUAGUGGGUUUCUUGAUACAGGAGUUUGGGCUGACCUCUGCAUUUGUGGCAUACUGCUCCUGCCAUGUUCUCUCAGUGUUCUAUAUUCUGCUUUGGUUACGGGAUCCUGAACGCUCAGUCCCACCUCCACCCUCAGGGGAAGAUGGAGAUGGAGACGGACUGCCAUGUGAAGCUGGUGAUACUGACACUGAACCAUCAUCCAACCUGUUGUGCCUGUCUGAUGUCAAGAGGUCCUUCAGAGCCAUGUUCAGGAGGAGGCCAGGACAGCAGAGGCAGAAACUCCACCUCCUUAUAGUCUGCACAUUCAUCAACAACCUGGUAGCUGUAGGAGAGCAGGCUAUCUCCUUGCUCUAUUUGAUGUACGAGCCCAGGGAGUUCACAACUGAACUGUAUGGCGUGUUCAAAUCUGCCCAGAUGCUGCUGUUGGGGUUUACCCUGUUGGGGAUCUUCCCGCUGCUUAUGAGAGUGGUAGGAGAGAUGACUCUGGCCAAAGUGAGUGUGCUCUUCAGGACAGCAGGCUUAGUUCUAAUGGCCUUCUCCACUAACACAUGGAUGGUGUUUCUAGUGGCUGUGGUGUCUGCCCCUGCUGGCAUCACUCAGGCUGUCAUACGCUCUCUGUCCUCCGCCAUCGUAGAGCCAGACGAACAAGGUGCGAUGUUCUCCUUCUCUGCGUCUGUGGAGACCUCAUGUAUUAUGUUUGCAGCGGUGAUGUUUAAUGGCCUGUACCCUCUGACCCUGCCCACCAUCCCUGGCAUGCCCUUCAUCGUCAUGGCAGGCUUCACACUCAUCGUCUUCAUCUUAAUGCAGUGGAUCAGUGAGAUGCCAGCCACACAACCUCACCUGGUCAUACAGGACUAAAUCCAGUCCUGUAGUACACCUAGGAUAUGUCUCAAAUGGCACCCUACUCCCUAUAUAGUGCACAAUAUACAGUAGAUCAGGGCUAUUCAACUCUUACCCUAC